GAGUGCAUUUCCAUCCACAUCGGGCAGGCUGGAGUGCAGAUGGGCAAUGCCUGCUGGGAGCUCUACUGCCUGGAGCACGGCAUCCAGGCCGAUGGGACCAUUCCCAGCUCCAAGCAGGUGAAAUCCAUGGAUCCCAACUCGGAGCAGGUGGAUUCCUCCUUCGAGACCUUCUUCUGUGAGACAGCUUCUGGCAAGCACGUGCCCCGGGCAGUGUUCAUAGACCUGGAGCCCACUGUCAUUGAUGAGAUCAGGACAGGGCCCUACCACGGGCUCUUCCACCCGGAGCAGCUCAUCAGUGGCAAGGAGGACGCUGCCAACAACUACGCCCGCGGGCACUACACCAUCGGCAAGGAGAUCAUCGACACCGUGCUCAGCCGCAUCCGGAAAAUGGCUGACCAGUGCAGUGGACUCCAAGGCUUCCUGGUCUUCCACAGCUUCGGAGGAGGCACCGGCUCUGGCUUCACCUCGCUCCUCAUGGAGCGGCUCUCCGUGGAGUACAGCAAGAAGUCCAAGCUGGAGUUCUCAGUGUACCCGGCCCCGCAGGUGUCCACGGCCGUGGUGGAGCCCUACAACUCCAUCCUGACCACGCACACCACGCUGGAGCACUCGGACUGCUCCUUCAUGGUGGACAACGAGGCCAUCUACGACAUCUGCCACCGCAACCUGGACAUCGAGCGCCCCACCUACACCAACCUCAACCGCCUCAUCGGCCAGAUCGUCUCCUCGGUCACGGCCUCGCUGCGCUUCAACGGCGCCCUCAACGUGGACCUCAUCGAGUUCCAGACCAACCUGGUGCCCUACCCGCGCAUCCACUUCCCGCUCACCACCUACGCGCCCAUCGUCUCGGCAGAGAAGGCCUACCACGAGCAGCUCUCCGUGCCCGAGAUCACCAACGCCUGCUUCGAGUUCUCCAACCAGAUGGUCAAGUGCGACCCUCGCCGCGGCAAGUACAUGGCCUGCUGCCUGCUGUACCGCGGCGACGUGGUGCCCAAGGACGUCAACGCCGCCAUCGCCGCCAUCAAGACGCGCCGCUCCAUCCAGUUCGUGGACUGGUGCCCCACCGGUUUCAAGGUGGGCAUCAACUACCAGCCGCCCACGGUGGUGCCUGGGGGUGACCUGGCCAAGGUGCAGAGGGCUGUGUGCAUGCUGAGCAACACCACGGCCAUCGCCGAGGCCUGGGCCCGCCUGGACCACAAGUUCGACCUGAUGUACGCCAAGCGCGCCUUCGUGCACUGGUACGUGGGGGAGGGCAUGGAGGAGGGCGAGUUCUCCGAGGCCAGGGAGGACCUGGCGGCCCUGGAGAAGGAUUAUGAGGAGGUUGGAAGGGACUCGGCGGACGGGGAGGAGGAUGAGGGUGAGGAGGAUGAGUACUGA
Agelaius phoeniceus (red-winged blackbird) is the source of this 1374-nucleotide messenger RNA. RefSeq names its product tubulin alpha like 3 (gene TUBAL3). Gene Ontology annotation, molecular function: structural constituent of cytoskeleton; GTP binding. Gene Ontology annotation, biological process: microtubule-based process. Gene Ontology annotation, cellular component: microtubule. The record is from RefSeq and is a predicted model, not a curated record. Lineage: Eukaryota; Metazoa; Chordata; Aves; Passeriformes; Icteridae.